Molecule: messenger RNA, 1970 nt
Organism: Acyrthosiphon pisum (pea aphid)
Lineage: Eukaryota; Metazoa; Arthropoda; Insecta; Hemiptera; Aphididae
Exons: 2
Coding region: 414-1796 (460 amino acids)
Molecular function (GO): nucleic acid binding
Source: RefSeq, a predicted model, not a curated record
GAACCGCUCGGUCGACCAAAACUCAUCGCAUCGGCGCAUCCCCACCACUAGACGGCCCCCACUUCGAGCGUGGUUAGUAUCGGCUGCCACGAAACUGCAGCUGUGCAUUGUAGUAUUACACUAUUACAGUGAUCUUGUGUGCAUGUGUAGGUAACUACUAUGGUACAGUUGUUGUGUGUGUGCAGACGUGCAGUUGCGGCUGCGUUUUGUCGUAUAGUGCGUAGUGAACUUUAUUUUGUAGCACAUUCUUACCGUCACCUUGUUCAGCCGUGUUCGUCCAUGCGACCGUGCUCCCGAGUGUACGUUCACUUUUACGAUUUCUGUUUAUAUUCCACAUAAUAAAAUUAGUAUAUCAUAUUAUCUGGUUUGAAUUUUAUAAUAUUCCAAUUGUUAAUACUAUUAUUUUUGUGGCCAUGACGUCUUGUAAUUGUUCAAAGAUCAUGAAACAACUACAAGCCGUAGACUCCAGCCGCUCCAGGUCUCCGGUAAAAAAAAACGCAAAGGGAAAGCGAGUAGAUUCUAGUAAAAGACUUAUGAUAAUUAAUGCGUACAAAGCAAAAUUGGAGGCAGAUCCAGAAAAGACUAUAAGAACACUCCGGCAAGAGAUAUCUAAAGAACUAGGUAUAGGAUCAACUACUAUUUCCAAAACAAUAAUGGUAUAUAACCGUUCGAAAAUAGUGAUAUCUCCAAAUAGAACUCGGGUUAAGAUAUCCGCCCGCAUUAUAUUUGAAGAGUUCGCAAGAAAUCUGGUUCGUAGGCACGUGCACAGUUUUUGGUAUAAACGUGAAAUUCCGACAGUCGACAAAAUAUAUCAAGCGGUUUCUAACGAUGACUCUUUACCACCCAUCUCACGGACCGGCCUUUUUCGUCUUUUAAAAGAUAUGGGUUUUAAGUACAGUAAACGAAGCGGAAAUGGUGCACUGACGGAAAAAAGUGAAAUAGUUUUGUGGCGUAGACGGUUUCUUGAAGAUUUACGAAAAUACCAAAAAGAGGGUCGGCAUUUAUAUUACUUGGAUGAAACCUGUAUAAAUGUCGGUGAAUGCACAAUACAAUCACCAUGGGACGCACAUUUGGAAGGUCAAGCAACCGCUGCUGUAAAUGCAUCGGAAGAAGAUAAACGUGUUAUAGUUCUCAACAUAGGUUCCGAAGACGGCUUUGUUCCCGGCGCAUUAUUAUGUUUUGAGUCGAAAAAGAAAACUAGGGAUUUUCACGAUGAAAUUAGUCCCAAAAUAUUUAACAAUUGGAUGGAGAGUGUAUUGCCUAGAUUAAAAAAGAAAUGUGUGAUAAUCAUGGACAAUGCCUCAUAUCAUUCAGUAAAGAUUGACAAGGCACCUUCGUCGAAAACCGAGAAGGCUGACAUUAUUAAUUGGUUGAAGGAUAAGAAUGAAACUAUAGACAGACCUAUGGUUAUCCCACAACUCCUUGAAAUGGUGAAAAGGGUAAAGCCGCAUCAUGAUAAAUAUGUAAUUGACGAACUAGCAGAACAAUAUGAUUCUAUUAUACUACGACUACCACCAUAUCAUUGCGACCUUAACGCAAUUGAAUUGGCUUGGCCAUUGGUUAAAAGUUAUGUAAGUAAGAACAAUACAACUUUUACAUUAACCGAUGUCAAACAGUUAUUAAUUGAGGGCGUCGAACAUGUAAAGCCAACCAUGUGGAAGAAUUUUAUCAGUCAGACGAAGGCAGAAGAAGAAAAACUUUGGAAAAUUGACUUCAUUGUAGAUGACGUUUUAUCCGCAGAAGUUUUAUCCAACGGAGAUACAUCAUCAGACGACUCCAGCAUUGCAUCUGACUAAUUGUUUUAUUUUAUUGUUUUAGGUAGGUACAUUUUUUUUAAAAAAUGUACCUACAUACCUAUAUUGCAUAUAUUUUUAAUUUUUUUUUCUAUUGUUUAUAUAUUGUAUAAUAUGACUAGAUUGAACACUCUCUAUUUGAUAUGUAAGUAAUAAAAAACCAUAAUUUAUAAUUUA